This is a messenger RNA of Periophthalmus magnuspinnatus, 6093 nucleotides long. It is a transcript of the gene slc17a7a, whose product is annotated as solute carrier family 17 member 7a. The record is from RefSeq and is a predicted model, not a curated record. Gene Ontology annotation, biological process: neurotransmitter loading into synaptic vesicle; transmembrane transport; synaptic transmission, glutamatergic. Gene Ontology annotation, cellular component: excitatory synapse; synaptic vesicle membrane. NCBI's taxonomy places the organism in Eukaryota, Metazoa, Chordata, Actinopteri, Gobiiformes, Gobiidae. Gene Ontology annotation, molecular function: neurotransmitter transmembrane transporter activity; L-glutamate transmembrane transporter activity. Bases 11 to 1753 code for a protein of 580 amino acids. The transcript is spliced from 13 exons.
AGCUGCAGCGAUGGAGAUCCGACCGGACAGGUUCAAGGCUUCUGCGGCCAAAACUCUGGGAAAAAUCCACAGAAUAAUCGAGAAGCGGCAGCCCAAUGGCGAGACGAUCGAGCUGUCCGCGGAGGGCCGUCCUGAGCUGGUGGAGGAGAAGGAGAUGCCCAUUGUGGACUGUACGUGCUUCGGGCUUCCACGCCGUUACAUCAUCGCCAUCCUGUCCGGCCUGGGCUUCUGCAUCUCUUUUGGCAUCCGCUGUAACCUCGGUGUGGCCAUCGUCAGCAUGGUGAAUGACCACACUGUGUACAAAGGCAACAAGGAAGUGCUGGUGGCUGCACAGUUCACGUGGGACCCAGAGACAGUAGGAAUGAUUCACGGCUCCUUCUUCUGGGGCUACAUUGUCACUCAGAUCCCAGGAGGGUUUAUAUGUCAGAAGUUUGCAGCUAACAGAGUGUUUGGCUUUGCGAUAGUGGCCACAUCGGUGCUGAACAUGCUGAUCCCCACUGCUGCUCGCUGCCAUUACAGCUGUGUCAUACUGGUCAGGAUAUGUCAGGGACUGGUGGAGGGCGUCUCAUACCCAGCCUGCCAUGGCAUCUGGGCAAAGUGGGCUCCUCCGCUGGAGAGAAGUCGAUUAGCCACAACUGCCUUUUGUGGGUCCUAUGCAGGGGCGGUAGUCGCCAUGCCUUUAGCCGGAAUACUGGUCCAGUACAGUGGCUGGCCUUCUGUCUUCUAUGUUUAUGGCAGCUUUGGUAUCUUCUGGUACUUGUUUUGGGUUCUGGUCUCAUAUGAGAGCCCUGCAGCCCACCCCACCAUUACCCCAGAGGAACGCAAGUACAUCGAAGACGCUAUUGGAGAAUCUGCAUCAUUUCUUAAUCCUCUUCAUAAAUUUAAAACUCCUUGGAAACACUUUUUCACCUCAAUGCCAGUCUAUGCCAUAAUUGUGGCAAACUUCUGCAGGAGCUGGACCUUCUACCUGCUGCUCAUCAGCCAGCCGGCCUACUUUGAGGAAGUGUUUGGGUUUGAGAUUAGCAAGGUGGGAAUAGUGUCUGCGCUGCCCCAUCUGGUCAUGACCAUCAUCGUGCCGCUCGGAGGCCAGCUGGCGGACUACCUGAGGACGCACAACCUGAUGACCACCACCAACGUCCGCAAACUCAUGAACUGCGGAGGUUUUGGGAUGGAAGCCACACUCCUACUUGUGGUGGGAUACUCGCACACGAAAGGCAUCGCCAUCUCUUUCUUGGUCCUUGCCGUGGGGUUUAGUGGCUUCGCGAUCUCAGGAUUCAACGUCAACCACUUGGACAUUGCCCCUCGAUACGCCAGCAUUCUGAUGGGCAUUUCCAACGGCGUGGGGACUUUGUCAGGCAUGGUGUGUCCGCUCAUCGUUGGAGCCAUGACCAAGCAUAAGACGCGAGAGGAAUGGCAGGGAGUGUUCCUGAUCGCCUCUCUGGUCCACUAUGGAGGAGUGGUGUUCUAUGGGAUCUUUGCUUCGGGAGAGAAACAACCGUGGGCCGACAUAGAGGACACCAGCGAAGAAAAGUGCGGCAUUAUCGACGAGGACGAACUGGCCAAUGAGACGGAAGAGAUGUACCGCGGGGGUGGGCAGUACGGGGCCAUGAGCCAGGUGGUUGGUUCAAACGGAGGGGGCGGAGCUGGCAGCGGCUGGGUGUCGGACUGGGACAAGUCUGAGGAGUAUGUACAGCCGCCUGGAUACAACUCUUACAAGUACGAGGGGAGGGAGGAGGAGAGCGAAACCACCUAGACCAAUGACUCUAUGCAGUAAACGGAGUAAACAGUGGGAAAGAAGACAUAUUCUGAACAAUCAAGACACUGCGACACGCUAAAUGGAACGGACAGUCCUUUAGAUAGUAUUUCUAUUUGCACAUGGUCAGUGUGUGCAUUCACUGGAUGGGUGUGCUCUGGGUUAUGUGUGACGUGAUAGUUUUUAUUUAAAUAUAUGUGUAUUUUGGAUGUCAUGAGCAAGCAGACCAGUAUAGAUAUUACAAUUACGGCCAGACAAUCCAUAUAAAAGUCCAUGAGUUCUAAUGGAGCUCCAGAUUUGUCAGAAGUAGGGCUAUAACUACUGAUAAUGUUUAUUUUAUUUGAAGUGUGCUUUACAAGCUUGUCAGUUUUAUUCAUUCCCUCCACCACACCUGGUCGUGGUAAGAUAUUUCUAUAGCCGCAGCAGCCCUGGGUCAUAUUGACAGAGGCCAGGCUGUUAAUCUGCCGCAGUGGCGUCUUGGCUCACUCACUCACGGUAUUGAGCUCCUCUCUGGCUUGUCUUAAGGUCUUUUCCGCGUCUGUAUUGUUAUAAAAUGACUCAAAUUGGUUGUUACCAUAAGCAGAAGUGGAUGGACUAACCAAAAUUUGUACUCAAGUAUAAAUAUUGUAUCUUCAGAGUUAUAUUAUUCAAAGGUGCACUAUGUAACUUUUCUGGUAGGGGGUCCAUCACCUGCGUGUUUCACUUGAGAUGUCAUUGCUUUGCCUGGAUUGUUCCACAGCAUGGCCAGUAUCGUGCAUUUAUUUAUUUGCAGGUGUUUUUAUUGCUCAAAUCUGGGGCAAACCUGCUUUGGAAAUUAAUGCCAAAACUUACAUGGUGCAGCUUUAAGUAGUAAUAAGUAGUGGUCAAAGAAAUUACUUGUUUUUAAUUGUAACUGUCAGGACAUAAUAUUUGAUUUAUGACUUGAGGUUAAUGUAAUUUGAAGGACAAAAUGUUAAUAAUGCACAAAAUCUGAUAUUAUCAAAGAAUAGACGACAAAAUGAGAAAAACUUAAUCAUAUCUGAAGGAGCGAUGCAAGAAACGCAAAUGCUCAUAUUGUCAACGCUCAAGUAGGAGUACUGUUACUUCAAAUUAAAUAUUACGCAAGUUAGUUGGAGUAAAAGUAUCCAGUUUGAAAAGUACUCAGAAAAUACUAUUUAAUUUAAAGUUACUCAAGUAUACGUCACUUGUGGACUUGCUCACAGUGGGAAGAGUAACCACAACUUUUCUCAAAUAAGAGUACUGCUACUUAAAACUAAAUAUUAGUCAAGUAGGAGUAAAAUAUGCAGCCUGAAAAGUUCUUUAAGAAGUACUAUUUAAUAUAAAGUUACUCAAAUAUAUGUCAUAAUGGGAAAAGUUACCAAAAUAUUACUUAAGUAGGAGUAAAAAGUACGAAUACGCAGUCCGAAAAUUGCUACAACACAAUUUGAUAUCAAGUAUUUGAGUAAAUAUAACCGAGUACUACCCAAUGACCGCAUUUCCGUGUAAUUUUCUAAUGGGAUGUUGUAAUGUUCUGCUCUUAUUGGCCGGCUCUCUCAGUCUAAGCAGGUGCUGUAGAUCAGAGUGCAGUAGUAGGAGCACAUGAACCAUAUUUGAAUGUGCACAGGUCCGUGGCGGAGUGGAGCGCUUGUGUUGGGAGAGAAAGAGGGGCCGUCUAGUGCGAGCUCACCUGUGUCUGACCUAACGAAGCCAUGUGGGUCAUAAUGUGCACGUGACAAAUCAUCUGCCACACUGAUCUUUGGUUAAAUAUACACUGUUUAUUUAACUGUACAUUUACAUUGGUGGUUUUCAGGUUUGAGAAUGUGAUGAUGUUAUACUUUAAUUUGAGGCGCAAGAGAAUGAAAAGCAAAAAUCUGAUCAUAAUCUGAUUUAUGGAGUUAUCAGAUUAUGUAAACGGUAGCUGCGGUUACAUGGACACCAAAAUCUGAUUAUUGUCUGAUUUCUGGACCUAUAAGAUUAUUUAAAUUAUAUGCAAACAGCAAAAUCUGAAGUGUGUAUUCAGAGGGACAAUGAUCUGAAAGAAAUUUGAAGACGUUGCCGUUUAAGUGUCAUUUAAUUUAAUCUUUGUGAGUAAUUUAAGUUAUUUUUCGAUUUUUUUGUCUUCCAAAUAAUAUAACAGUUACUUUUGUGCAUGUAAACAAACAUCUCGAGUGCACAUCUACCAUAAUUUGCUCAUGAAGGUUGAACCUGACAGAAGAACUCACUAUAUUAUAACAAAAAUCUAUAGGUCAGGUUCAUGAGACAUCGCAAUUUUUUAAAUCAGUAGUUUAAAAUUGAUCUGUUUUUUUGUCAGGAAUCGGCUCAACAAAUUUAAGUCCCUUCAACUGACAACGAUCAUAUCUUUGAUUUUGAAUAAUGGCACAAUUUGUUUUUAUUAUUUCUUUGUCCAUUUUGGUUUCAUGUGGAUAGACCUAGUGAUUACAGCGAUAUUAACCAUAAAUCAGGUCAACAAAUCUGCAAUCUGACGGUUAAACAGCAAAUUCCACCAUAGAAAUCAGCCAGGAGUCCAGAAAACGCACUUCAAUACGAGCAUGAUUGACAGGUGGAUUAACCAAUCAGCACGCGGGUCCGUCUAUAUUGGAAAAAAUAAAGUGAAAAAAUAUUACAGGGGGCUGAAAAAUACUGUGGGUUUCUGCAGAAUCAAAGAGCAAAGCACUGAACUCUAUUAAACAGAGGUGAAUUUUUUUUUUUUUUAUUAUUAUUAUAGGUGAAAAAUUUGCUCCUUUGGUUCACAUGUGUCACAAAAAAAAAAAAUAAUAAUAAUAAUCUGAUUGCACAAUAACGUUUGACCGAGGUUGAGAGGCAAUGGACGGCGAGGGGACCAGACUGAUAUCAAUCUGUAAAAAAAAACACAGAGAAAUAUCAUUCUGGAUUUGCCGUCCUCCAGAUCAGUUUUAAUAUAUAGGAAUUUUAGAAUGAACACAACCUAUUCCUGGACCUAUUCACAUGAAACAAAAACUGGCAGAAAUAUCUACGUCUUCUCUAUGAACACAACCUAUUUACACGAUUUCUAAGCAUGUGUGGAGUAUCCGUUUGUGCAGUUUUUUUCUCUGUACUCAUCAAAUUUUCAUCAGUAUUUUUUUUUUUUUCUUUCUUGCCGUUCCUGAGUUGGUGCUGUCUUAAUGUUGUGAAACUUUUGAGCUGGUGGAACAGAGCUUUUAAUUUAUUUAUUUUUCUUUUUUUCGUAUGUAUUGUUGGGUGCAGGUGCAGAACAUUGUGCGGUGAGCAUGCUUAAGUGAGUUUAGCAGUGCCGUACCCCACAAUCUCGUAUUUUUUCUCUCAGUUUUCAACAUGCAUUUGCAAAUUUACGAGACAAAGUUGACACAGGUUGACACAUACUGUUCAUUUAUGUAUGAACAAGUAUUUAUUUGUAGUAUUUAGGUGCACAAUGUAACUUUUCUGGUUACAAACUGCGUGCAAAACCUGCUUGUGUCCAUGGAGAUGUUAUUGCUUUGUCUGGAAUGUUCCAAAUUUAACGUAUAUCUUAGUCCAAAUUACAGGUCAGAUCUGUGGAGAGGCCACUCACAGUAAGAAUGUAUGUUUUUCAAUGCAUUUUUGAUCAGUUAAAACAACCGCAAUUAAAUAAAUGGUAGAUACUUUUGCGUUGAACAUUCAGGGUGAAGCCAAAACAUCUCCACGGUGAUAAGCAGAAAAGUUAAAUAGUGCACCUUUAAAUUUAUGUCCAGUUUCAAAUGUUUGCUUCUAUUUUUUGUAGAUGCAGGAAUUGUCACUUUGAAAUUUUGGGCAGUAUCAAGAGGUUGAGUUUCUUUGCUGACUCACAAAAAGUAUUAUUUACGAUACCGGCAAAUACAAAACAGCCAAAGCACCACCCACACACACCCACACAGAGUACAUAAACAGAAAUAACCACGUUUUUACACCAUCUUUUCAACUAAAAUCUUAGUGGACCAUAACGCUGGUGUGAAUGUUUGAUGCUAUAUUUUGCUCUAUGGUUAAAGUAUAUGAGAGGCUUACUGCCAUUAAGUCAAUGUUAUGAAAAUGCAAGUGUUUUAUUUUAAGUGUUGUUGUAGUGUUUGUCUUGCCAAUGUUGUCCUCCUUCAUAGAAAAAUGUGGUCCUUUUGCUAGGAGACGAAACGAACAAUAUCUCCAUGGAAACAGGUGGUGUUCACUUGUACAAUAGACAUGUAUAUGUGAUAAAUUCUUCCUAUGUAAAAUAAAAGAUGUAUGGUCAAUCGCUUAUGUAAGAAGUCUGGGGGUUAUUAUGGCAAAUUAAAGGAGCAUUGUUUUGUACACGGUGGUGGUUGCAUUGUCACUUGUCUGUCUCUGCCGCAUAGGACAGAUGGAUGGAGGAUUAUCGGUGUGAUUUUAGGCAAAGAUUAGAU